Amoebophrya sp. A25 is the source of this 2082-nucleotide messenger RNA. Lineage: Eukaryota; Dinophyceae; Syndiniales; Amoebophryaceae. The record is from the annotation of a GenBank genome assembly.
AUCUGACGCUGUUGGAACUGGACUUGCUCUCCAGCACGCAAGAAGACUGGACGGAGGCACUGCGGGUCAACAAGGUGACCUAUGUGCUCCACGUGGCCUCGCCCUUCACUUGGGGCCCCGCUAGCGACAUGAUAAGUGUAGCAUUGGAGGGCACCAGAAAAGUGAUGGAGGCGUCCCUCGCGACUCCGAGUGUGAAACGAGUGGUCGUAACGGCAUCGGUGUCGUGCAUGAUUUUCGGGCACGACCUGCGGGCUCUGGCGGACGAGGGGGUGAAGAUCAGCCCAGGCAUGUGGACGCGUCUCAGCGAUGACGCUGUGGAUGGAAGCGCACUGCAAGUGAUCACCUCGAAUGGCCCUUGUGCUAGACGUGCCAAAAAUUCAGGGGAGUUUAUCACUAUCCCAUGUGAACUAUGCUGAGUGGGUUUCCCCUCUAUUUCAAGGGGAGACUGAUUGGGAAAAACAAGAACUCGCCCUACCUGGGAUAGUGAAAAACUACCUUUAAUAAAAGCUGUCCCCAUGGGUGCCGGACUAUCCUAAAAGCAAAACACUCGCAGAACAGCUCGCUUGGACUUAUCACGGGGCGACGGAAUCGCCUAGUGUCGUUAGCAGUACUUCUACUAGUGGUCCGCGUCCGAUCAUAUCAAAAACAACCUCGAAGACGAGAACAAAAGGUUUAUUAAGGCUUCCCCUAAUCCAUCUUCGGAAGCAUCUGGAACAGGCUUUUGACGGGGAAAAGGCCUCUGCGAUGUAUUUCGAGAUGGAUUGGAGUGAGCUCUAAGCUUAGAAGUCGUCUCAAUUGCUCCACAAGUCGCUUUUGGUCCGCUCCUUCUUUCCAAAGGUUGUGAGAGUGUGGAUGUCGUGAAAGACGUGCUCUCUCGCCCCAUCGUGCCUGACUUCGGCAUCCAGGUUGUGGAUGUCCGGGAUAUCGCUGAGUGCCACAUUAGAGCGAUAGAAUGUCAAGAUCCAGCAAUUGUGGAAACUAAACAACGCUUUAUCUGCCAUUCAGAAUUCCUACCCUUCACAGAAAUAUCUGACGCAAUUCGGACUGCAAUUGAGAAUGGCAAGAAGAAAGCAAGUCCAAGUGGUGCUGCUGUGCAGAAAAACGCGAAGAAAGCAGAACCCGAAUUCCCGGCUUCGGUUCUAGCACCAUCGAAGCGGUCCUUUCCGGUUACCGUACCCAUGUGGAUCCUGAAAUUGAAUUUAUGUUCUUUUGAAAAGAUUUAUUCCCUCUUCCUUGAUUAGUUUGCUAUUGUUACUUCUAGGUGAAAAAAGCAGUUAGCAGUAACAUUGUGUGACAGAAGAUGUCAGCAUACAGAUACUCGCACUCCUAUUUUGCUCCAUCAACGUCGUACAGCAUAAGCAUGCCCCAACAUCGAAUUCCGUUUCCCGUCUUUCCUUCCCCGUUCCUACUCGCCUUCUCCGCCCCUGUCCUUCCCCAAGCACCCACUCACUCUCUAAUGUCUUCCGUGAUAGAUAAGAGCCUGCGCGUUUUGUGCCUGACCGAGGGCCUCGAGAGGAUGGGCGUUGACUUGGAAAACGGCAAGAAGAUACUGAAGAUGACCUCCUAUCGUAAAGGAAAAGCCUCAAUUUAUGCGAUGACACAAAGCAUGAUGGAGAAAGGCAUGUUGUAGGGCGCGAUGCGAUGCCACAAAGCAUGCUGGUGGAAAAUAGGGGCAGGCUCUAGCCCUACAGUAGCAGUAGGAGUUUCCUGGUGCGGGAAUGUUGCUAUUCCCUGCUACGAUGUCGGCCUCCUGCAAACAUGCACAUGAAGAUCAUGUAGAUAUCAACUACAGUUUGAUUUUCCAACGCAGUCUGUCGUCUCGCCAGACAGACUAAAAAGAGUUUUUCGAUGGACUUACACCCAAUUUUGGUGCCAAUUCUUUUUACGCGAUAUUAGAGUAUAAUAGAUACAACUACGAACAAGCAACGCGAAACCAAAACGGGAAUGCGCGCAUCAAUUUUUCCACUUUUUCUAUACCUCUAGCUCCAUGAGAGCUCCUCUACUAUGUCGGGACAUGAUCUCUCGCUGAGUCAAAUCUGGUAUAACUCAUUUGGCUGCGCACAAAAUAGCUUUAUAGCAAUA